This is a messenger RNA of Fukomys damarensis (Damara mole-rat), 3565 nucleotides long. RefSeq names its product elastin microfibril interfacer 1 (gene Emilin1). NCBI's taxonomy places the organism in Eukaryota, Metazoa, Chordata, Mammalia, Rodentia, Bathyergidae. The transcript has 9 exons. The coding region runs from base 510 to 3563 and encodes 1017 amino acids. Gene Ontology annotation, molecular function: protein binding; extracellular matrix constituent conferring elasticity. The record is from RefSeq and is a predicted model, not a curated record.
GGACCGCCAGCCAGACAGGGGAGAGGGAGGGAGGGAACCGGGAGGAGGAGGUGGCCCGUCCCACAGUCACUCCUGCGCCUCCGAACAGCCACAGGGGCAAAGCCCUGUCACCCCCAGGAUCCAGUCAUCGGGGGAAAAGGACAGGGACACCAGAAGAGGGCCAGCUGAAGAGAGGGGGCGGAGGCCCAGGAAGCAGCAUCUAGAGGGACAGGGGCCAGACACAGGAGGCCCAGGGCCCAGAGAACAGACUCCUCUCAGAAGUGAAGAAGAGGAGAGCGGAAGGAACCGAGGGAGGGACAGACGGGAGCCUGAGGAGGAAAGAGGAGGGGGAGAGGGGUCAGGCCCGGCAGCCAAGGAGGAGGCGUGCGGCUGGGGGCUGCCGGCAGGAAGCAGGGACAGGACUGGCCCGGUCGCUGUCCUCUGGGGCAGCAGCAUCCCCCGGGACCCGGCAGAGGCUGCAGUGGUCAGGCUGGGAUGUGUCUCUGACAGCCGCCUCAAAGUGCCCCGCCAUGGCCCCCAGCACCUUCUGGAGCUGCUACCUCUGCUGCCUGCUGACCGCAGCCGUGGGGGCUGCCAGCUACCCGCCUCGGGGUUACAGUCUUUACACAGGGGGCAGCCGGGCCCUCAGCCCCGGGGGAUCCCAGGCCCAAAGUGCGUCCCGGCCUGCCAGCCGACACAGGAACUGGUGCGCCUAUGUGGUGACCCGGACAGUGAGCUGUGUCCUUGGGGAUGGAGUAGAGACCUUCGUCAAGCCGGACUACCAGCCCUGCAGCUGGGGCCAGCCCCAGUGUCCUCGAAACAUCAUGUACCGCAGCUUCCUCCGCCCUCGCUACCGUGUGGUCUACAAGACAGUGACAGAUAUGGAGUGGCGGUGCUGUCAGGGGUAUGGGGGAGACGACUGUGUGGAGGGUCCCGCCCCCGCGUUGGGCCCUGCGCUCUCCACGCCACACCCCCAGCCCCGGCCUGCCCGCCCCAACCUCUCUGGCUCCAGUGCAGGCAGCCACCUCAGCGGACUAGGGGGAGAGGGUCCUGGGGAGUCAGAGAAGGUACAGCAGCUGGAGGAGCAGGUGCAGAGCCUGACCAAGGAGCUGCAAGGCCUUCGGGGUGUCCUUCAGGGACUGAGUGGACGCCUGGCAGAAGAUGUGCAAAAGGCUGUAGAGACAGCUUUUAAUGGGAGGCAGCAGCCAGCAGAUGCAGCUGCCCGCCCUGGUGUACACGAAACCCUCAAUGAGAUCCAGCACCAGCUGCAGCUUCUGGACAAUCGAGUCUCUACCCAUGACCAAGAGCUGGGCCACCUCAACAAUCAUCACAGUGGUGCUGCUGGUGGAGGCAGCAGGGACUCGGCCCCAGUCCCAGCCCCUCCUGGCUCCAAUGAGGAGCUACUGCGGCAGCUAGAGCGGCGGCUACAGGAAUCGUGCUCUGUGUGCCUGACCGGGCUGGAUGGCUUCCACCAGCAGCAGCAGGAGGACAGGGAGCGGCUGCGAGUGCUAGAGAAGUUACUGGCCUCUGUGGAGGAGCGACAGCGACAGCUAAUGAGCCCCACCAUGGGUCGCAGGCCACCUCAGGAAUGCUGCCCGCCAGACCUGGCCCGGCGACUGGCAGACCUGGAGAGGAGGCUGGACGUAGUGGCUGGCUCAGUGACAGUGCUGAGUGGGCGGCGAGGCACUGAGCUGGGGGGCGCCUCGGGGCAGGGGGGCCACCCCCCAGGCUACACCAGCUUAGCCUCCCGCCUCUCUGUCCUAGAGAACCGCUUCAACUCCACCCUGGGCCCCUCAGAGGAGCAGGAGGAGGGCUGGCCUGGGGGGCCUGGGGCACUGGGCCAUUGGCUGCCUGUGGCCCGGGGCCGCCUGGAGAAGCUGGAGGGGCUGUUGGCCAACGUGAGUGGGCGGCUGGGUGGGCGCCUGGAUCUGCUGGAAGAGCAGGUGGCAGGGGCUAUGAAGGCAUGUGGGCAGCUCUGCGCCGGGGCCCCUGGGGAGCGGGACUCUCAGGUUAGUGAGAUCCUCAGUGCCUUGGAACGCAGGGUACUGGACAGCGAGGGCCAGCUGCGGCUGGUGGGCUCUGGCCUGCACAAGCUGGAGGCAGCAGGGGAGGCUCAGCAGACCAUGCUGGAGGGACUGCAAGGGGAUGUGGGCCAGCUCCAGGAGCGCAUGGAUGCACAGGAAGAGACCACUGCAGAGCUCAUGCUGCGGCUAAAUCUCACUGCAGCACAGCUGGGCCAGCUGGAGGGUCUGCUCCAGGCGCGCGGGGACGAGGGCUGUGGUGCCUGUGGUGGUGUCCAGGAGGAGCUGGGCCGCCUUCGGGAUGGAGUGGAGCGCUGCUCCUGCCCCCUGCUGCCCCCACAGGGCCCUGGGGCUGGUCCAGGUGUUGGGGGACCAAGCCGUGGGCCCCUGGAUGGCUUCAGUGUGUUCGGGGGCAGCUCAGGCUCUGCCCUACAGGCCCUGCAAGGAGAGCUCUCUGAGGUCAUCCUCACCUUCAGCUCCCUCAAUGACUCCCUGCAUGAGCUCCAGACCACUGUGGAGGGCCAAGGGGCUGAUCUGGCUGACCUGGGCGCCACCAAGGACAGCAUCAUCUCUGAGAUUAACAGGCUGCAGCAGGAGGCCACGGAGCACAUUACAGAGAGUGAGGAGCGUUUCAGAGGCCUGGAGGCUGGACAGGCGCAGGCCGGCCAGUGCCCCAGCCUGGAGGGGCGACUGGGCCGCCUCGAGGGCGUCUGUGAGCGUUUAGACACUGUGGCUGCAGGACUGCAGGGCCUGCGUGAGGGCCUUUCCAGACAUGUGGCUGGGCUCUGGGCCGGGCUACGGGAAACCAACAGCAGCAGCCAGGCACAAGCGGCUCUGCUGGAGAAGCUUCUGGGAGGGCAGGCAGGCCUGGGCAGACGGCUCGGUGCCCUCAACAGCUCCUUGCUGCUCCUGGAGGACCGCCUGCAGCAGCUCAGCCUGAGAGACCUCACUGGACCUCCGGGUAAGGCUGGGCCCUCAGGACUUCCUGGGAUGCAGGGGCCUCCAGGCCCUGCUGGACCUCCAGGACUUCCGGGCAUGGAUGGACAAAGAGGCCCCAUUGGGCCACCAGGUCCCCAAGGUGAACAGGGAGUGGAGGGCGCGCCAGCAGUCUCCGUGCCGCGGGUGGCAUUUUCAGCCGCCCUGAGUUUGCCGCGGUCGGAACCGGGCACUGUCCCCUUCGACAGAGUCCUGCUCAACGACGGAGGCUUCUACGACCCGGUGACCGGGGUGUUCACCGCGCCACUGGCCGGACGCUACUUGCUGAGCGCGGUGCUGACCGGGCACCGGCACGAAAAGGUGGAGGCCGUGCUGUCCCGCUCCAACCUGGGCGUGGCCCGCAUAGACUCCGGCGGCUACGAGCCCGAGGGCCUGGAGAACAAACCGGUGGCCGAGAGCCAGCCCAGCCCGGGCGCCCUGGGCGUCUUCAGCCUCAUCCUGCCGCUGCAGGCCGGGGACACGGUCUGCAUCGACCUGGUCAUGGGGCAGCUGGCGCACUCGGAGGAGCCGCUCACCGUGUUCAGCGGCGCCCUGCUCUACGGGGACCUGGAGCUCGAGCAGCUGUAGAA